AUGAUGGUGACGUACCACAGAAGUGGAGGCCCGAGCAUGGUGGUGAGGUACCCCAGAAGUGGAGGGCCGAGCAUGGUGGUGAGGUACCCCAGAAGUGGAGGCCCGAGCAUGGUGGUGAGGUACCCCAGAAGUGGAGGCCCGAGCAUGGUGGUGAGGUACCCCAGAAGUGGAGGGCCGAGCAUGGUGGUGAGGUACCCCAGAAGUGGAGGGGUUCGCAUGAUGGUGAGAUUUACUUUUAAUGCAAGAGAUGGAAUUGAUAACCCUGUUCUGGUGGUCGGCGAUGAUCCUGACCCAAACCCAAUGCCACGGUUGUGCCAGUUGAAGCGUGUUGAAGGCCAGAAUUUUGGUUUCAACCUGCGGCUGGACAGAGACGGCAGAGGCCUGGAGGUUUGGAGAGUGGAGCGAUGGACUCCAGCAGACUACAGCGGCCUCAAAGACGGAGACCGAAUCCUUGAGAUCAAUGCAGAGCACGUGGCAGCCAUGGAUGUCAAUAAGGUGGUGAGGAAGAUCCAAUCAUCUGGAUUGUAUCUGUUUCUCUUGGUUUUGAGGGCGGAAGAAUACAAACAGGCCAUGCAUUCUGGUUUAGACCUGUGCAUGCUGGCUUCUGCCUACAACGGGUUUCCCUGCUUCCGGCCCAGAUUGUGUCACAUCAACAGAGAUUCACAGCAUGGCCUCGGGCUGACUGCCAUGUCAGUAAAAGGUGUCAAAGGUCAGCAUAUCCUAAGUACAGUUGCCAGUGGUCCAGCGGAGAAGGCAGGGGUCCAAUCUGGAGACAAGCUCAUUUGGAUAAAUGGAGUAAUGGCAUCAAAGCUCAAAAGAUCAAACCUCAGAAGAAUACUGAGGAAGAGUCGCGAGGUCACAGUGUUGGUCAUUGACCAUGAGAGCGAGUCAAGCUAUAUCAGGAAAAAGAUGCCUAUCCUUCCGGAGCUCGCUCAGUGUGGCUCACUCCCCCACUCAGCGAAGACAAUGCAUCUACAGAAAGGCCCCGACGGUUAUGGUUUUCUGCUGAGGCAGGAGAAGCUCAAUGUCACACAUCAACUUGUGCACAUUCUGCGCGAAGUGGAAGUUGGGAGCCCAGCUGAGGGAGCGGGGUUGGAGGAUGGAAACCUGCUGCUGGCAGUCAAUGGAGUUCCGGUGGAGACAAUGGAACAUGAGGAAAUUGUGACAAUGAUCAGGCUCAGUGGCAAUCGAGUCAGUCUUACCUGUAUCUCAAUUCUUGGAAGAGCCUUCUUCAGAAAGUUGGGUUUAUCACCUUUGUGGUUCCAUGAAGAAUUCCUUGUCCAGGACUUGCCAACCCACUAAAGUCUGACAAGUGUAGCAGUCCAGUACCCUUCCACCACACUAGAAAAGUGACGGCCUGUGCUGACUGAAGAGAUGGAGU
Synchiropus splendidus (mandarinfish) is the source of this 1381-nucleotide messenger RNA. Its product is annotated as putative PDZ domain-containing protein PDZK1P1. Bases 1 to 1302 code for a protein of 433 amino acids. The record is from RefSeq and is a predicted model, not a curated record. The transcript is spliced from 9 exons. Gene Ontology annotation, molecular function: protein-membrane adaptor activity; signaling receptor binding. Gene Ontology annotation, cellular component: apical plasma membrane. Gene Ontology annotation, biological process: protein localization to plasma membrane. NCBI's taxonomy places the organism in Eukaryota, Metazoa, Chordata, Actinopteri, Syngnathiformes, Callionymidae.